AUGGUCAAAGUUGCAGUUGCAGGCGGAACUGGCGGGGAUAAUUCGGAAUUUGCUGCGAAGAACAAUGUGGAAGUCAUUAAAAUCGACUAUUCUGAUGUCUCAUCUAUAUCAAAAGUUCUUGAUGAGCACAAAAUCCACACUGUGAUCUCCGCACUCUGUAUUGUUUCUCAGGAACAUAGCGAUGCUCAAGUAAACCUGGUUCAUGCCGCUGCCGCCUCUAGUUCCGUCAAGAGGUUUGUACCUAGUGAAUAUGGAAGUAAUUACGAGGAGAAGCACGCCUUAACACGUCCAACUACCGCUCUCAAAGCAAUUGCCAUUACAGAACUUGCCAAGACACAUCUCGAAUACACUUCAUUUGUCAAUGGCUUGUUUUUGGAUUACUUAAGCAUGCCGGCAAUACCUUCUCACCUCGCUGCUGGUAUCAGCUUCUUUGAUAUCCCUAAUAAAGUGGCGGUACCACUAGGUACUGGUAAAGUACCCCUCGUUAUGACACAUACUAGAGACGUAGCUCGCUUCGUAGUCGCCAGUCUUUCGUUAGAAAAGUGGGAAAAGAGGAGUUAUAUGGUUGGAGAUCGUAAAUCCUGGCAUGAAUUGGUGGAAAUACUGGGAAAAGUUGCUGGUGAGAAAUUUACAAUCGUAGAUGAUCCAUCCUCCAUUAUUGCUGGACAGGUCAUCGAGGCGCCAGCCCACCGGGCGGCAUACUCUGCCUCGUUGAAAGAGCAUGGAGAUUGGUUCGAAGCGGGCGCAUUCAGCUUCGAUGUCAAGGUUCCUAACUCUAUUUAUCUUAACGAGCUGUUUCCAGAAAUAGUGCCUCUAUCAAUAGAGGAUGCUAUGCGGGCUCAAGUACAGUUUACCAGGGAAAAAACAUCAUCGUGA
Messenger RNA from Sclerotinia sclerotiorum 1980 UF-70, 876 nucleotides. RefSeq lists its product as hypothetical. NCBI's taxonomy places the organism in Eukaryota, Fungi, Ascomycota, Leotiomycetes, Helotiales, Sclerotiniaceae. The transcript has 4 exons. Bases 1 to 876 code for a protein of 291 amino acids. The record is from RefSeq and is a predicted model, not a curated record.